Molecule: messenger RNA, 5895 nt
Organism: Nycticebus coucang (slow loris)
Lineage: Eukaryota; Metazoa; Chordata; Mammalia; Primates; Lorisidae
Gene: DCAF7
Product: DDB1 and CUL4 associated factor 7
Exons: 7
Coding region: 248-1276 (342 amino acids)
Cellular component (GO): nucleus
Molecular function (GO): protein binding
Source: RefSeq, a predicted model, not a curated record
GAGGGCGGAGCGCAUCCCAAACGGAAGGUGGUGGUUGUCGGUGCUGAACCUGGUUUGAAGCUGGGGGUCGGGCCCGGCCUUCGUUGUUUGUCGCCGCGGCCCCGCUUCCGGAGUAGGCCGUUCCUGCCCGCCCCCUCCCCGCCUCCCUUCUGACCCUUGGGUCCCAGACCCGACUCUCCGCCUGACUCCUGCUGCUCCCGCCGCAGCCCGCUGUGGACCCGGCCCGCACUGCGGCCCCGCCGCCACUAUGUCCCUGCACGGCAAACGGAAGGAGAUCUACAAGUAUGAAGCGCCCUGGACCGUCUACGCCAUGAACUGGAGUGUGCGGCCCGACAAGCGCUUUCGCUUGGCGCUGGGCAGCUUCGUGGAGGAGUACAACAACAAGGUUCAGCUUGUUGGUUUAGAUGAGGAGAGUUCAGAGUUUAUUUGCCGAAAUACUUUUGACCACCCAUAUCCUACCACAAAGCUCAUGUGGAUCCCUGACACAAAAGGCGUCUAUCCAGACCUACUGGCGACAAGUGGUGACUAUCUCCGUGUGUGGAGGGUUGGCGAAACAGAGACCAGGCUGGAAUGUUUGCUAAACAAUAACAAGAACUCUGAUUUCUGUGCUCCCCUGACCUCCUUUGACUGGAAUGAGGUGGAUCCUUAUCUUUUAGGCACCUCAAGCAUUGAUACAACUUGCACCAUCUGGGGGCUAGAGACAGGGCAAGUAUUGGGGCGAGUGAAUCUUGUGUCUGGCCAUGUGAAGACCCAACUGAUCGCUCAUGACAAAGAGGUCUAUGAUAUUGCUUUUAGCCGGGCCGGUGGUGGCAGGGACAUGUUUGCCUCUGUGGGUGCUGAUGGCUCAGUGCGGAUGUUUGACCUCCGCCAUUUAGAACACAGCACCAUCAUUUAUGAAGACCCACAACAUCACCCACUGCUUCGCCUGUGCUGGAACAAGCAAGACCCUAACUACCUGGCUACCAUGGCCAUGGAUGGAAUGGAGGUUGUGAUUCUGGAUGUCCGAGUUCCCUGCACACCUGUUGCCAGGUUAAACAACCACCGAGCAUGUGUCAAUGGCAUUGCUUGGGCCCCACAUUCAUCUUGCCACAUCUGUACUGCAGCGGAUGACCAUCAGGCUCUCAUCUGGGACAUCCAGCAAAUGCCCCGGGCCAUCGAGGACCCUAUCUUGGCCUACACAGCUGAAGGAGAGAUCAACAAUGUGCAGUGGGCAUCGACGCAGCCUGACUGGAUUGCCAUCUGCUACAACAACUGCCUAGAGAUACUCAGAGUGUAAUGUCAGUGGCUCUGUGCCCACGAGGCAGGGGUGUGUGUGCUUCCCACCUCUGCCCCAUCCCCAAAGUAAGAAGAAACAUGUUUCCAGUGGCCAGUAUGUCUUUUGUUGCUUUGCACCCACUGUUACCAGAAGCUGCUUUAGGAGUUCCUGGCCAGUCACCCCACUGCUCUCUGUGCCGGACUCAGUGCUAUGUGGCGCCUCCUCAGCCCAGGGCUGAGUUUUAAGAUUUUCUCUCCUUUCUUCUUCUCCUUUGGUUCCUCAAUUAAAAAUUUCUGUAUAUUUGUUUGUCAGUUGUCAUGUUAAUGAGCAGUCCAAGCACUGGCUGUGUUUGUACUCAUCUGUCCCAGAUGUCUCCGUCUAUUUGCUGCCCAAGGCAGCAGCCCAUGUCUUGUCCACGUCUGUGUCCGUGUUAGCACUUAUGUGGGAACAAACAGCAAUCUGAAGUCGCCUCUCCUCCUAGUAUCAGUGUCUUUAACAAAUUUCAACUUUGUAUAUUUUUUAUCAGGCUAAUUUUUUUAUGAAAAGAAUUUUACUCUUCCUGGCUUCUUCCUUUGUUUUAUAGUUCUCCCUCUUUGUACCUUCCUCUCUUCUCUCAGUGCCUAGUGCUGGUACUGGGUCCCUGACCCCAUGAGCAGUUUGCCUUCUUGAGUCACUGCCUGAGUCGUACAUACCUGACCGGGAGUCCCAAACCACCUUGGUGCUCUGAAGUCCAUCGACUCAUCACACCUUUUCUUACCUUGGCUCUUCUCAAGGGCAUUCUGGGCUCCCAGUCAGGCACAGGAAGCCUGUUACACCCUGAAGUACCACUCUCCAGCCCCACUGGUACCCACCAGGAACAUGGUAGAGCUGAGACAAGCAGGUUGAUUGUGGUGUUUGACUUGAGGGGAAUAGUUUCGGGAAGCUGAACUUAGAACAUAUUUUUAGUACAUAGUUUUAGAGUCUGUUUUUUCCUCUAAAAAUAAGCUCCAGGCUGUUCCAGUUCAUGUUAAAAUGAUAGGCAAGAGUGAUCUCUGAGCUAAAUUUUGGUAUUUCCGUUGAUUGAGUUUACUCUGCCUGGUGAUAUAUUGGCUACUCUUUGGGUGCUCUGAGGUGAGGGUUCUCUCUGAUAGGCACACAGUCUGUGCUUCUGACCCUGAACAACACCUAUAGAGCAUAGGGACUGACAGCUGUCAUGAGAGGUGAACUAACUGGCUGUGGCAACCACAGGUCAUCAAGUGACUUAGCUAAAAAGAAUCAUAGACCCCACGGUCAGCCAGUCAAGAGUCCCACCCAUACCUGUCAACCCCUUCUGUCCCCAGUUGAGGGUUUGAGCAGUAUUGGACUUAUAGGCCACAGGCAUCUUUCCGUUACAUAAAAGCGUUCCAUGGAAGGGGCUUCAGUGUGAUUCCGGUGUCAGAUGAGUUUGGGAUAUGCUCUGGGGGGAGAGUCCGCCAGGUUUGUCAUGCUCUGCCUAGUGCCUGAAGAUUUUUAAGGCCCUCUACAUUGCUCAUCUGUGAUUAGGAGAAUAGCAGGCCUUACAGCUGAUGGUUUUGUCCACUUAGGCUCCCACCUGCUUGAGAAAUAAAGCAGUUAACUUCAUUCUUCUGGGCCUUUAUACUCUUUUGUUAUUGAGUCUUCCUUUUCAGAAGCAGAUAUAAUUGUAUGUCAAAAGUCAUAGCUCUUUGCUUUACCACACAGGGACUUCUCCCAAAGAAAAAGACUCCUUUUUUAGUCAGGGUAUUCUUUUUUACUUUGUGGUUCUGAUUGGGGGCUUUUUGGCUGGCCAGGUACUUGAGGUGGACUCUGGUCCUUUACCACCAGAUUUGUACUGCAUUAUUUGGAGAUACAAAAUGAGCAGUUCUUGGUCAGAACCCUCCUGUGCUUUUCAUUGUGUUUGAUAAUGGUUACUGGGUCUUUCUCUCAAGGGCAGUAAGUUUGAGUUGGUGGCUGCUUGCUCAACGAGGCCAUGAUUUCCUUCCUGUGGGGAAGGGUCUGAAAUGGAGGUAGGAGAGCUAGAAGGGGUGGUCCUUCUGGGGCACAACUUACUUCCACUGAAUUCUGAGUUAAGAUUUUUUUCCUGAUCUGCACUUAUUCCUGGUCUGAUAUUUGUCAACUAGAACUCAAAAACAAAUUUAAAAAAAUUAGUUAAUAAUAACGAGAAUCUAUUUGGAGAAAAUAGCUAUUUGCUCUGGACAUCAGUAAUUUUUGAGGUCUUAUCCCUUGCCCUGUGGACUCCAUCCUUGUCGUCGUCUUUCCUUGAGCCCUGCAGUGCAGUCCUCCUCCUGACGCCUCACCUCCCUAAGCAAACACACACAUGCUUGUGUUUGCUAAUCUUUUGAAGAUACAGCUGUCUUACCCUCCCUUUAUACCGUAGGCCAGAUGACCUGUGGCUGAGGAGUGGAGUUUUGUAGUCUUGGAAUUUAGAAAGCCCCUUAGCCAGCCUUGCUUACGCACGGAUCUGUUGUCACUUCAAAAGCAAGUCUCUGUUUAUUUUUUUGAGGCUCUCAAGUUGACAGCCAGUGAGACUGAGUGAAAGGCCCUCGAUCUGCCCUCCCUGAGUGAGAGAGGAGGAGCUACUGGCACUUCACCAGGAGGAGCUCUAGCUCAGCUAAUGGUGGUCCUUUUGCUCUUGGCAAGCUGAGCCAAAGCUGCCUAUGCUUUAUUGGUCUGCUUUGAGGAAGGGUGGAGAUGCUGAAAUAAAUAAUGAGGACUCAGGUCUCUACCACCAGAGAGCUGGAGAAAGACUCCAAGUCAUUCAGAGACUUGAGUUUUUACAUUCAGGAGUGAUGGAACUUCUUCUCUUCAGGAAGGAGCUUAGCCUACAAGGUUAGAACUUGAAGAGGAAAGAUAACUUGAUAAUGAGGUGAGAACUUCUUACCAGCACCUGGAUCAGCUCUCAGAGAACUAGCUAAGAUUCAGGAAGAAACAGAAGAAUUCAGAAUUCUCCAAAGUUUUGAUAGUAUUUACAUCUGAAAUUUUAGGAGAUUGAAGAUGCAGGAGAAAAUUAAUGGUAAGUGUUUUAUUAGGUCCAAGGGAGAGAUAUGGGCUUGAAGGUCUGAGGUGGUGAAGCAUUUAGACUGUUGUAUGGUUGUGGUGUGAGAUCAAGCCCUCAGCCUGGGUCAGCCUUUCUAGACCAUGUCUGGGGCAUCUGUGAUGCUAGGUCCCUGUGGGGACAGGAUGACAGCUCAAGGCAAAAGCCUGUAGCUGUUGGGAGUCCCAUAAUCAUUCCAGACCAGGUUCUUCUUGGCUGUAGGUUUGUAAAGAACAGAAGCAGAUUGUAAACAGUCACACAGACUUUUACUCUUCCUUUUGUUUUCUCUUCCUCUUGCCUUUCCACUGUAGAACUUUCUCCCUCCUGCAACCUGGGCCUUGGAUUCCUAGGCUGUAAGGACGUGUAAGAGCUGCAGGGUUUGCCAAACAUGGGAAGGCAGCCCAGUACUGUUGUCUCUCCACUUUUCCCACUUUGAGAAUAUGGGCCUGGCUUGGGGUGCGGAGACCUUUGAAGUGGGAGCCUUUCCAUUUACUCUCUGUACUCCAGGACAAGGAAAGAGGAUCAUGCUUGGUUUUCAGGUUGGGUUUUCUUGAGAGCUGAGCUGAGCAGAGCAAAGUCACUGUGAACCCUGGACCAGGCUCUGGCUAGGUCCACUACUGAGAGUGUCUGAUGUUACAGAGUCUUGCCCACCUCACCCCCAACACCCUCUCCUUCCACAGUUGUCACUGCUGCUCUUGGUCAAAGUCAAAUGUGGGGCCACAUGGGGUGGGCCAGGUCCUCCCAGGCUAUUUUCUGGAUGUCAUCUUUUAUAUAUGGAAACACGCAGGUGCCUUCCCAAGAGGCUUGGACUGGUGUAUCCAACCAGUAACAAAUAAGCUAAAGAAAGUUUGAACUCAAGAUGAAAGAUGUUGACAGUCUGUGUAACAGCUGGAAAACUUAACAGGCACCCACUCUGGGACAACGCAGUGACUAUAAACUUGUGAUACCUACUAUUUAAAAGAAAUGUUCUCACCUUGGAUUGAUUGUGGUAUACAGUGUGUUAUGAAAAUUGUUUAGCUGAAGCUUUGAACUGCUUUAGUCGAGUAUGAAUCACUUACUUUGGUUCCUGUGUAUUUUAUGACCUCUUUUGCCAGUGACUUUCCCUCCAACCCUGAGUGUGAAUUUGUAGCAUGAUUGUAUAAACCUCUAUGUAGAAAAUGGAGAUUUCUUGCUCUCUGAAAUGUUAAGCUCUGACUGAUCCGCUUCUGUGCCCUUUAGCCUAGUGUGUCUGAAUUUACUUUCCUAUUAUAUAUUUAAACUUUCCCUGUAUACUGUAGGUUUUGUGGCAUCCCAUGGUCAGGUGGAAAGGAAGCUGCCCUUUGCAGAACUGUACUGUAACCAUUUUUCUUUUAUAAAUAUUUUCACAGGACUUACUGUACACAGGGCUUGUAAUAAAAUUUUAACACUGUGCUGUGAAAUGAUGACGGGGAAUCUCCAUUGAAGUCUACUUCAAGGGCACCUGAAAGUGGAGUGUUAUUUCUAUGGCUUUAUUUCUUGUUUCCUGAGUACAUUAAGCUUAAUUUUCACUCUUUCAUUCUGUUUCAGCCUCCUGUAUAAGAAGUACCAUAUUUUCUGCCCAUCAUACUUUGUAAUAAAACUUGAACAUGUA